Molecule: messenger RNA, 1262 nt
Organism: Micropterus dolomieu (smallmouth bass)
Lineage: Eukaryota; Metazoa; Chordata; Actinopteri; Centrarchiformes; Centrarchidae
Exons: 3
Coding region: 105-452 (115 amino acids)
Biological process (GO): regulation of autophagy
Cellular component (GO): intracellular membrane-bounded organelle; mitochondrial outer membrane
Molecular function (GO): 2 iron, 2 sulfur cluster binding
Source: RefSeq, a predicted model, not a curated record
AGCAGACAGAGCGCUGCUUGGAGAGGACCGAGUUUAGAUAAGACUCUCUGGCUGACCUUGCUAUUUGAGCGGUGACCAUAAACAACACACCGUCCAGGGAAGACAUGACAACCCAAAGUUUGCCCGCACUGUCCAGCUCAGGAUUCCGAUUUUCUAAAGAGCAUUUGGUGGUCGCAGUGCCGGUCGCAGUGGUUGCAGCUGUCGGAGGUUUCCUGGUCAGCCAUUACCUGAGAGGGCGGAGCUGUAAAAAGGGCCAGGUAAACACGUCCAUCAGUAAAGAUAGUCCCAAAGUGGUCCACAGCUUCGACAUGGAGGACAUCGGCACCAAGGCUGUGUACUGCCGCUGCUGGAAGUCAAAGAAGUUCCCUUUCUGCGACGGAGCCCACACCAAACACAACGAGGAAACUGGGGACAACGUUGGGCCACUCAUCAUCAAAAAGAAAGACGCUUAAGCUGACUAGCCCGAAGGCCCCGCCCCUUCCCUUGACUUCUCAUUCUCCAGGGCCCCAGUUUGUCCAAUCAUUUAUUGUCAUCAUUGCUGUCUUACACUGAUGGUUACAGUUUGACACUCAGAGCACAGAACAGAAACUGUUGAUAAAUUUUGAUUUCCUACUUUCCACUCUGUUCCCACAUUAGCCGACAUGACUUUGAAAUUGAAGGUCAUUUGAGGAGAGAUAAGGGGCUUUUGACAAUCGGCACAGUCAGACGUGAAGGUAUUAUGACCGUGCAGUUGCAUUUUGACCUACUACAUGUGAAGUUGGGUUAAAAUCCUCACCGGACCUGAUAUAAGUGAAAUAUUUGCAGGUGUCACCUGUGUCCCCUCCCUUCUUGACUCCCCUGGAGCGGGCUGUUGAAACGUAAUGGUCUGGCAGCUCUUUACCUCAGUCGGUCCAAUAUUUCAUUUAAAUUCAGCGAAGGCCUUAUAUUGAAAUCUAUAUCCCUCAAACCCAGAGUGCAUACACACACGAUCCAUAUGAAUGUUAAAUGUUUGUACAAAGAGCUGCUCAGUCAGGAAAUGAAAGUUAUGUUUGUCUUAAAUUAAAUAAUCUCCACUCUUGAAGUGCUGAAACACUAUCUGCCGUCUGUAACCAGUUAUCGUCAGCUUUCUGAGGAAACUUGUAUUUAAUCUGUAUAGUGUUGAAAGGUUCUCUGCUCAUAAAGGAUAUAUUUUGGUUUCUCAUUAGAUUUAUUUUCUACUGGCUGUGGUGUGUCUGACUUGAUUCAUUGUUCUGUAUAUUGUGAAUAAAACUUGAGUGAUCUGA